GCGAAGCACUCUCACAGCAGUUGUUGUGCUAUAGACAGCGGUUAAAGCCCUAGUCGGCCUAAACCCAUUGAGAAGUAGAUAUGGAUUUCACACGUCUGCUGUUUCUUUUAACAUCUAUGCCACUUUGCUUUUCAGCUUUUAGUGGGCCCUUGUACCCAGAAAUUUCUAAUGGCACAUUUUAUCACUUUUUUGUACCGGACGGCGACUAUGAGGAGAAUGACGACCCCGAGACAUGUCAAAUGCUCUUUAAAUUCACUGACCGGCGCGCGUGCGGAACGAAUGAGGACAGCGACUCGGUAGUGCGCGACGAUUUUUUUAUCAUGAAGCAUCAAGUUGAAGCUGCUGCAAGGUUGUUGGAAGGCAUCGGCAGAACGAUAUCUUACGACUUGGACGGAAAGGAGAGCUAUGGGACAUUUCUGUCUCAGGAAACAUCUCAGAUUAGUGAGGCUUUUACAAGUGUGGAGAAAUCACUCUUAGAGUUAGAAGUUAAAUUCAAACAAAGUCAGGACAACGACCUUGAAGAUGAGCACCAACUCAAUGGCAAUGUCUUGAAGCCAAUCCAUGGCGUUACAGAUAGUCUCAGGGAGACAACGGAUAUCUCAGUGGGAUUAAAAGAUAAACACGAGCUGCUUUCUCUCGUUCUUAAAAGCCAUGGCAUAAGACUCAGUCGUCUCAAAACAGAGUAUCUCAAUGUAUAAAUCAGCCCAGUCCCAACAACUGGAAAGUCCAUUGCCUGAAGAAUGAAAAAUACUUCUGUCGUAUGUGUUUGCGCACGCGUGUGCAUGCACACUUUCUGAAUUGUUGUGUUUAAUGUUCCCCUGCCUUGUAAAUGUGUCAUUUGGAAGCAACUUAACUGAAAACAUAAACACAGUCUUUGAACUCAGGGGAACAUGGGAGGAAAGCAAAAUGAUCCAUUAUGCCUGACUGAACCCCUGGAACCACCUCUUCAACUCUUUAAAGCUACAUAAUCCGAUUUUGCUGACUUUAUUUCAUCUUUAUUGUAUCGCUUCAAAUCGGGCUGUACAUGUAGAGAAAUGUAUUGGGAAGUAGCUGAUAUUAUCUAUUUUAAAUGGUUUAUUCUUGUUGGUACAUAAUGUUACUGUUGUCUAGUAUUGUUUUUGUGUUGUGUUGUAUUUUCAGCUUCAGACAUAACAGGUCUAUUCUGUAACUAUAUGAAAUGUUCCCAGUUAAAACCAAAUACUUUUUUAUUAACAGGGAUAAUGCCUCUAUUGGAACUAUCAAACGAAACUUUUUACCCCUAAGAAUAUCUAGGGAACCAAAAGUAUAACACAACACAUACCAAAGGAAAUGUGGGAAACAAAUGUAUUAAAGUUAGAGGUCAUAAAGAUUUAAUAGGAAAUAUGGGAAAACAAAUACGGAUCAUGAACUUCUAAACUUCCUGUUGUCAAUGAAUAUAGACAACGUUCCUUUUUUCAGUGGUAACACAGAAAGUUUAGACGUUGCUCUAGAUUUAUUGUGUACUUAAAAUAUUUUCAUUUUUACUUAUUUUCUUUUCUAGGAAGCCUGUGUCAUUUAUUGCUCAACUUAUUGUGAAGGAGUUCAUGUUUUUCUACUGCAAAAAUAGUGGCGUAACUGAGAAGUCAAGAGUUAAGCAGACUUGGAGACCUCAGAAGUGGUUAAAUAAAAUGACAACCUGAA
Molecule: messenger RNA, 1659 nt
Organism: Hypomesus transpacificus
Lineage: Eukaryota; Metazoa; Chordata; Actinopteri; Osmeriformes; Osmeridae
Gene: fibina
Product: fin bud initiation factor a
Exons: 1
Coding region: 81-698 (205 amino acids)
Source: RefSeq, a predicted model, not a curated record